GAUUCCAUAGAGAGGAUGGAGUCAUAUUGCUCAGUUGGGCGUAAGCUCCAAUAAGAUAUAGCGAGGCAAUGGCCUACUCAUCGGAUCCAAGGAUCCAACAUUAGUAACAUUGACACUUGAAGCCAAUUUCAUAUUUAAGCACUGAUUUGCCUCCUUUGCCCUUUCUUUCUCGGAAACGAGUCUUGAUUGUACAUCCAUUUCAGAACCCCUUCAUUUUUACUUCCCAACAAUAUGCCUUUCGAACGCAAGACCACACAGCCAGAAAACCCAUUCACAAAGUUGGUUCCUGAUCAAACAAUCGCUAUCGUGCCAGAAUUCACUUUCGAGUCUGGUCACACAAUCCGCGAGGUACCAGUUGCCUACAAGACUUGGGGCGUCCUUAACGAAGCAGGUGAUAAUUGCAUGCUCAUCUGUCAUCCACUGACUCGUAGUGUGGAUGUUGAAGACUGGUGGAUCGAUCUCAUGGGAUCAUGCACCCUGGAUACACCAGGGAAAGUUAUUGACGAGACAAAGUUCUUCGUCAUCUGUCUCAACGUGAUGGGCUCACCUUAUGGCUCGGCCUCCCCUCUUACAAAUAAUCCUGAUUCCAGCCGUCGCUAUGGCCCGGAGUUCCCCCUAGCUACAAUUCGGGAUGACUGCAAACUUCAUAAAAUGAUUUUAGAUGACCUUGGUGUCAAAUCUGUCGCAAUUUGCAUCGGAGGCUCGAUGGCUGGGAUGCAUGUUUUUGAAUGGGCCUUCUAUGGCCCCGAUUACAUUAAGCUACUCGUUCCCAUCUCAGCCCCUGCUAAAACAUCAGCAUGGAGUAUGGGUUGGACAGAAGCUCAGAGGCAAUCUAUCUUUGCCGAUCCAAAGUAUCUUGACGGCUACUAUUCGCUAGAUGCUCAACCACUUCAUGGCAUGAUUGCGGCUCGAAUGAUAGCAAUGCUGACUUAUCGAACAAGAGCUUCGUAUGAGCACCGAUUCGGCCGAUCCCUAAUGGACUCACCCAGCUCCUCACAAUUGAAAACGCCUAGUCUUCAUCCCGCGCACAUGUACCGUAUAGAUCACAACGCCGGACAUCGCCAGAUGAAGGCAUAUGUACCAGGCCUUUCCGAUUCUGUCACAGUUGCCUGUUCAAAUAAGCUACCAGUAUCUGACAAUAGCCUUCAGCUUAUUGAAGAUAAAGGAAGUCUUGCGCACCCUGCUGCUGAUGCUGCGAAUGUCGAGUCCCAUAACUAUCAACCGCCAUUGUAUUCUACGCACAGCUAUCUACGAUAUCAGGCUGACAAAUUUAUUCAGCGCUUUGAUGCUAACUGCUACAUCGCUCUCAGUCGCAAAAUGGACGCCCAUGAUAUCUCUAUCGGGCGUGGAGACUAUGAAGAUGUUGUUCAAAAAAUCCAGCAGCCUACUCUUGUACUAGGAAUUGAAUCCGAUGUACUUUUUCCUUUUUACGAGAUUGAAGCUCUAAGCACACUUUUACCAAAUAGUGAGUUGAUCCGAGUCAGAUCAGAGGAAGGCCAUGACGGCCUUUUGCUUGAACAUAAGCAAGUAAAUGCUUCUAUUGUCACGUUCAUGCAAAAGCAUGAGCAUAUACGUAAAAUCCUUCGUCAGAAGCCCGCACCCAUUCCAGAACGUAAGGGACCGCGUGGAAGCAUAUUCGCCAGUUGGUGAAGCCUCAUCUUUACUUCACAUCUUAACAUGGAACUAGACGGAUUACCUAUGGCUCCGAUCAUAGUUAUUUAACUCAACAGUUGAGGGCACAGG
Lobosporangium transversale is the source of this 1743-nucleotide messenger RNA. Its product is annotated as Alpha/Beta hydrolase protein. The record is from RefSeq and is a predicted model, not a curated record. Bases 232 to 1650 code for a protein of 472 amino acids. Gene Ontology annotation, molecular function: homoserine O-acetyltransferase activity. Gene Ontology annotation, biological process: L-homoserine metabolic process. The transcript is spliced from 6 exons. NCBI's taxonomy places the organism in Eukaryota, Fungi, Mortierellomycota, Mortierellomycetes, Mortierellales, Mortierellaceae.